Messenger RNA from Neurospora tetraspora, 1511 nucleotides. Its product is annotated as pyridoxal phosphate-dependent transferase. Bases 89 to 1333 code for a protein of 414 amino acids. The transcript has 2 exons. NCBI's taxonomy places the organism in Eukaryota, Fungi, Ascomycota, Sordariomycetes, Sordariales, Sordariaceae. Gene Ontology annotation, molecular function: pyridoxal phosphate binding; catalytic activity. Gene Ontology annotation, biological process: biosynthetic process. The record is from RefSeq and is a predicted model, not a curated record.
ACCGAAUAAACACACCAACUAGCCACAGGACACAUUCCACCCUGUUUUACAUCACUUGCCCAGUGACAGUCACUCCGAAGAAUUCAAAAUGGUCAAAAUCACCCCCUUCGAAGUCGAACAAUGGAUGGACCGCUACGAAACCACCCCAGGCGUAAUCAACAUAGCCGAAACUUGUUGCGCCUCCAUCUCCGUCGACGACCUGAUAUCCCUAAACACCGACAAUUCCCCUUCUUCGCCCCUACAGCUCUCCAAGAAGCUGACAUACGGCGACAUCCUCGGCUCCAAGACUCUUCGGCAGCGGGUGGCCUCGCUCCUCAACCGGGACCUGAACCUUUACUCACCAGACUUGGAACCGUUAACCGCCGAGAAUGUGAUCAUCACCCAGGGCGCCAUCGCCGCCAAUUUUUUGGUCUUCUAUACGCUGGUUGGACCGGGGGAUCAUGUCAUCUCUGUGUAUCCUACUUAUCAACAACUUUACUCGGUUCCAGAGAGUUUGGGCGCUGAGGUUUCUCUGUGGAAGUUGAAGGCGGAGAAUGGCUAUGUUCCUGAUGUCGAGGAGCUUGAAGGGUUGGUGAAGAGCAAUACCAAGCUCCUCGUCCUAAACAACCCCAACAACCCAACAGGCGCCACCAUCCCCACUCCAACCCUCCAAUCCAUCCUCGAAUUUUGUGCCUCCCGUAACAUCACCAUCCUCUCCGACGAAGUCUAUUCUCCCCUCUUCCACUCCCUCCCCAACCAGUCCUCCCCAGCACCCCCCUCCAUCCUGUCCUUAUCCCCAUCCCCUUCCCCCUCCUCAUACACAACAAUCUCAACAGGCUCCACCUCCAAAUCGCUCGCCCUCGCCGGCCUUCGUCUCGGCUGGAUCGCCUCCCGCUCUCCCUCCUUCCUCCGCGCCAUCGCUUCUGCCCGCGACUACACGGCCAUCAGCGUCUCGCAGCUGGACGACCAGGUAGCCAGCUACGCGCUUGGUCCUACCGUACUGCCGGCGUUGCUGGAGAGGAAUUUGGAUUUGGCUAGGACGAAUUUGGCGUUGCUGACAGAGUUUGUGGAGGGCAAAUACGGCAAGGUUUGCUCAUGGGUUAGGCCGACGGCGGGGACGACGGCUUUGGUGCAAUUUCGGAAUCUGAGGGAGGGAGGGGAGCCGGUUGAUGAUGCUGCUUUUGUGUUGGAUGUCUUGGACAAGAAGAAUGUCCUGUUUAUGCCUGGCAGUCCUUGCUUUGGCCUUGGGACGGACUUUAAAGGGUGUGUUAGGAUAGGCUAUGCUUGUGAGACUGAGGUGUUGAAAAGGGGUUUGGAACUGUUGGGUCAUUAUGUGGAGGAACACCUGCUCUGAGGAAGGGUAGCUUACAAGCUAGCGGCACUGAUGUUCCUAGAAGCCAGUCAAGCAGGAACUCAUCUUGGAAGCGUACCGAAACAUGGAAGCUUAACACCAGGGGAUUGCUACAGUCUAACAUCCGAACACCACUAGCAUAUACGCAAACCACCAUGCACAGGCCAUAGAGAUCACAUUG